This is a messenger RNA of Adineta ricciae, 780 nucleotides long. Lineage: Eukaryota; Metazoa; Rotifera; Eurotatoria; Adinetida; Adinetidae. The record is from the annotation of a GenBank genome assembly.
AUGGAUCCCAUUUAUCUGUCUGCUGAAAUUCAUUCUAUCAACCUAUCAAACACAAAUCCAUUAAUAUUACCAGGAAUAAUUGGAGGACGACACACGCAAAUACUCAUUGAUUCAGGCGCAUCACUAACACUCAUCAAUUCCAAAUUCUUUGAAAAAUUAUCAACAUAUUAUCAGCGACGAGCUCGUCCGCCUCCUCCUCAUCUUUUUCUCCAACCAGCAGACAGAUCACACUUACAAGUAAAAUGCUCAUUAACACUCCCAAUCACUAUAUUAAACUCAAUCCGAAUACAUACUGUACAUGUCGUUCCACAACUCUGGCGAUUCUGUAUAAUAGGUAAUGAUCUCAUUCGAAAACACAAUCUUCAAAUCGACGGUGGUCGACAAUAUGCAUACUUUAAAAAAUACAACCAAAAUAAGCCACCGAAACGAACAAGAGAAGAAAAUAUACACAAUGAUGAAGAAUAUACUCUUCCAUCAAUUGAACGAAUCAAGCUGCCACCUUUUCAUGCAUAUCAUAUUCGAGUUAAACCAAACAGAAUGUUGAAAAGUUCAAAAGAGAUAAAUGAUGAAGAAGAAUAUGAGAUAACAUCAGUCAAAGAAACUCCACGUGUGGCAAACGGAAUCAUCACACCACAACAUGAUAUGAUUCUACAACUGGCGAACAUAACAGAAAGAACGAUAAUGAUUCACAUCAAUCAACCGCUUGCAAAAAUGACGAGAUUAAAUCAAAAUCAACUAACGGGUGUCCCAGGAAUAAUGAGCCUCUCAGUAUUUUGCUGA